Prunus avium (sweet cherry) is the source of this 1887-nucleotide messenger RNA. Its product is annotated as cytochrome P450 711A1-like. Gene Ontology annotation, molecular function: iron ion binding; monooxygenase activity; oxidoreductase activity, acting on paired donors, with incorporation or reduction of molecular oxygen. NCBI's taxonomy places the organism in Eukaryota, Viridiplantae, Streptophyta, Magnoliopsida, Rosales, Rosaceae. The record is from RefSeq and is a predicted model, not a curated record.
GAGAGAGAGAGCCUUGAGAAAAUGAUAAGCAUGGAACUUGUUACCAAUGUGUCACUGGUAUCAGCACCGACCAUCUUCACGGUGUUGGCGAUGUUGGUUGGAGUUUUGGGCUACUUGUAUGGGCCCUACUGGGGGGUCAGAAAGGUACCCGGACCACCAGUUAUCCCCUUGGUAGGGCACCUUCCCUUAAUGGCCAAGUAUGGUCCUGAUCUGUUCCAAAUUCUUGCCAAAAAGUAUGGCCCUAUUUUCAGGUUUCAUAUGGGUAGACAGCCACUAGUAAUUGUAGCAGAUGCAGAGCUCUGUAGAGAAGUUGGCAUCAAGAAAUUCAAAGACAUUCCAAACAGAAGCAUGCCAUCUCCCAUACAAGCUUGCCCUCUUCAUCAGAAGGGUCUCUUUUUCACCAGGGAUGCAAGAUGGUCCACGAUGCGAAACACUCUAGUAUCUUUGUAUCAGCCGUCACACUUGGCUAGCCUUGUGCCCACAAUGCAGUCCUUCGUUGAAACUGCAACUCGAAACAUUGACCCCUCCAAAGAAGAAGAAGAUGUUACCUUUUCCAAAAUCUCCCUCGCAUUGGCCACUGAUACAAUAGCACAAGCUGCUUUCGGUGUCAACUUUGGCCUUUCUAAACCACAAUCCAACAGUGAUUCAGUCAACAAGAUUGACGGAGGCGGCCAGGACAAGAACAAUGACAAUAAGAAUGAUGCAGUUUCAAAGUUUACCGACCAAUACGUAUAUUCCGUAGCGCAGGUUAAGAUGGACUUGACAGGUUCCUUAUCAAUCAUACUUGGUCUACUUUUCCCCAUCCUCCAGGAGCCGUUUAGGCAGAUCUUGAAGCGAAUUCCGGGCACUAUGGACUGGAAAAUUGAACGUACUAACGACAACCUGAGCGGCCGCCUUGAUGAGAUUGUUGAGAAGAGAAUGAAAGACAGUGACCGAGGUUCGAAGGACUUCUUGUCGCUCAUACUGAAUGCAAGGGAGUCAGAGAAGGUUUCGAAGAAGGUGUUCACACCAGACUACAUUAGUGCACUUACUUACGAGCAUCUCGUUGCCGGGUCAGCCACCACAGCAUUUACGUUGUCUACGACUGUUUACUUGAUUGCUCAAUACCCGGAAGUUGAAAAGAAGUUGCUUGCAGAGCUGGAUGCAUUUGGACCAGCUGAUCAGAUGCCAACAGCUCAUGAUCUGCAAAACAAGUUUCCUUAUGUUGAUCAGGUUAUUAAGGAGUCAAUGAGGCUUUAUCCGGUUUCGCCAUUAAUUGCAAGAGAAACAUCUAGUGAAGUAGAAAUAGGAGGUUAUGUUCUACCGAAGGGGACUUGGGUGUGGUUUGGAGUGGGAGUGAUAGCAAAAGAUCCAAAAAACUUCCCAGAGCCGAACAAGUUCAAGCCAGAGAGGUUUGAUCCAAACUGCAAAGAAGAGAAAGAAAGGCAUCCUUACGCAUUUUUACCCUUCGGAAUCGGGCCUCGGGCAUGCCUUGGUCAGAAAUUUGCCCUGCAAGAAAUAAAGCUGGCACUGAUUCACUUAUACCGCAAGUACGUGUUCCGGCACUCUCCUAACAUGGAGAAACCUCUCGAAUUUGAGUUCGGGAUUAUUCUGGAUUUCAAGAAUGGUGUCAAGCUUAGAGCCCUGAAGCGAACUCAAAAGUUUUGAGUCAUACAACAUUACUUAACAUACAGCAGCACCCUCAUCAUUCCUCGUAUCGUACGUGUUGUUAAUAGCAAUAAUUGUGGCGUCUUUUUUGUGUUUGCUUUCUGCGGUUGUUGUUGUUGUUAAUUUGCUGCUGGCCUUAGGCUGCUGCCUCUGUUUUGAAAUCAAAGUCUUUUCCGAACUCAUCAUCGUCAUGCUUAACAAGACAACGGAAUAUUGGUUAUCUGGAAUUUUACGUAAACA